AUGUCCAUUAAAGACAUUUAAAAACUAUAAUCUCUAUUUCAAAUUAAUAACAGCGUUGUUUAAGAGUAUUUAGGAAUCAAGUUGAUAAAUUAAACACUUAUUGAUUAAGUAUUGCCCACAUGAUAACUUUUGUAGUUGGUGAAUUGUGAUAGUGCUAGUGAGAUUUAAAAAAUAAAAAAAAUAGAUGGCUGUAAAGAUUGGGAUAAAUUAAAACAAAAAUUAUUAGCCUAUUUUGUAGCAUCUCAAAUGACUUAUGGCUAACCUAUUCAUAAAUAUAUAUAAUAAGCAUAUGAAGACUUUAUAAUUAAAUACCAUAUUUUCUAUGAAGGAUUAAUUGAAUUUCAAACUUGUUCCAUGUUAAAUCAAUAUCUAUUAUUAAAAUAGAAAUUACUUAAAGAUAAUUAGGAUCUCAAAAUGGAAUUUCGUAGAUUAAUUAACAUGUUAAUUUGGAAGACCAAUUAAUUGCAUUUUCUAAUUCGAAUUAUUAUCGGUUACAUUAGCUAUGUGAAAAUAAGCUAAUAAAUUGGUAAUGUGGAAAGAGUAUUUGAAUAAAUAGCUAAAUUAAUUGAAAAAUCACUUAAUAAUGGAGCUAAUUAUCAUCAUUUGAUAUUCAAAAUGGAUGUUUAAUUGUUCUCAUCCUAUUGGAAUAAAAUUAUAAAAGUUAGUAACAAUGAUACUAAUGCUCUCAUUUUAGUUUAAUUGUUAUAAUAAUCUCAAUUCUAUUUUAAUGAUUACAAUUUCUAGAGUGAUAUCAUAAAAACAUUACAAAUCUUAUAGAAAUCAAAACUAUCCAUUAAUUCAAUUUCCAAAUUAAAUGAAGAUACAAAACCUAAAAAAUAAGUGAAAAAACCAAUCUUAUAAAUUAAUAAUUUGAUGCCUGAAGAAUUUCAUAAAGAAUCCUCUAAAACUAUUAAUAGAUAUUUAGAUUUAGGUAAGAUUGUUAAAACAGAACAAACUUAAACAUCAAUAACUAGUAAAAGAAUAAUUAAGGCUUCUGCCUCUAAACUUCUUAAUUCACAAUAUUAACAUAUUGAAGAAGAUCCAAUCUUCUAAAUACAAGUUGAAAAUUAUCACAUCAAUAAGAUUGUUAGAAAAGGAUGUUUUAAACUAUAAAAACCAGUGACUUUAUCUACAUGCACUUGUAUAUUUUAUUUAUUAUCAUAGAAAGAUUCAAAACCUAGGUUUCUGCUUAAGAAGAUUUGCCUUUACUUACAUUUUAAGAUUUUGAAUAAGAUCAUCAAGAUUCAAUACUAGAAUUACCUUCUCCUGUUAAACCAGCCACUGAAUCAGAUCACAAGAUUUAAGGUAAAGAUCACAGUAUUACUCAUUCUUAAUCAUCUUAAGGAAAAAUUGAUAAACUUAAUAAUCUAAGUAAUCCCUAUAAAUUAAAGAAUUUGAUUAGUUCUAGAUUCCAAUAAAUUUUAGAUAUAGCCUAACUUAGUGCAUCUUCAACUCCAAAAAAUGCUGAUUUAGGUAAAUCUUUAAGAAGAUAAAAAACAAUAUCAAUAAAAAAAGAAUAAAAAGAAUGUUAAUAAUAAUAACCAUAAUAACUCUCGAUAACUGUAAUAUAAUAAAUACCAUCCUAAAAAGAACCAGAUCCAUUGAAUUCAGAAAGAAGAAGAAGUGGAAUGGUAGUAAGUUCACCUGAUGCAGCAUCUCAAAUUAGUUAAGCCAUUUAAAAAUCUAGUCUAGAAAGUGUACCUACUAAAUCAUAGAUAACAAUUACAUUACCAUAGUCAGUAUAAUAAUAGGCAUUAUUAUUCCAAUAACAAAAUCCUCAAAUUAAUGGUAAACGACCUUAAAGAAGAAAUGUAUUAACAUUAAGGACUGCAACAACAUUUUUUAUGGAAUAAUCUAAUGCUUAUAUUCCAAAAUUUCAAUUCUCAUUGUGCUAUCAUAGUAGAACAAUUUAAUGGUUAUGUGGAUUAUAAAUAACAUCAUCUGAUAAUAUUCUUAUUGGAUUUUAGGAUACAACAAAUAAUAAGAUUGUAUAUAGGGCAAAAUUAUAAAAUUUAUAAAUUGAUAAUACUAAGAAUUGGGCUUAGAUAAUUGAAGUUUUUGUAAAUGAAUAUUAAUUAUAAACAUCUUAAUGUUUAUAGUAUUUGCAUUAUAAUUCAAUAAUGAGUAAUAGAAAAAGUGAUAAUUACAAUUUUAUUAAGUUUCCUAAUUAUUAAUUUGAACUUGCUAAAAAUGAAAUAGAAUAAAUGGGAAUCUUAAAGGAUUUAUUUAGAUGGAUGUAUACAACUUAUUUAUAUGAAUAAAUCAAUAUUACAGGGAUUAGAUUGAAAUUAUAUACAGUAGAGAAAGACAAGACUUUGAAUGCUUAUAGAGAAUUAAUUAAUGUAGUAAAUCUAUAUAGAAGAAUGAUAAUAUAAUCAACUCUUUGUGAUGAGAAAGAUAAAUUCCAUUUAUUAAUUCGAAGUUAUGGAGGUAUUAUAUUAUUUAAUAUAAUAGAAUGUAUAAAAAAUAAUAUUAUUCUUUUGAAUAGAAUACUAAAUUUUAAGAUAAAUAAAUAAAAGGAUUAAUAAUAUAUGAUACAUAAAUAAUUAGUAAACCUAAGAAAUUUAAGUAUAACAAAUGAUGAAGAAAAUAUAUUUUUUAUUAUAAGAGUCAGUAUUAUAUUAUAGAAAGAAAAGUAAUAAUAAAUAAUUAUGAAUUAGUAUAUUGUACUAUAAAAAAAAUGAUUACCAUACAAAAUAUUAAGUAGAUGUAUUAUUUGAGGCAAUCAAUAGUCCAAUAAAGAUUAAACCAUUAAGAUUAUAAUUUGAUGCAAUAGAAAAAAUAUUAGAGAAAAGAUAUCAUAAUAAUUUAAAAUAGAUUAUAAAUUAAAUAUUUUUCUCUUAAAGGAAAUGUUUGAAUAUGUUUUAUGAAUUUAUAGAUUAAAAAUUGAUGAUUAAUGAAUAAAAGUAACUUUAAGUUAGAAUGAAUAUAUUUUCCUUACAUGAUGCUUAAAAAAUGGAAGCUUGUGGAAUGAAAUUAGGUUUUCUCAUUGAUUUAUAAACAAAAGUAAAACCUUUUGCUAUUACAGAAAUAGAAAGAUACAUUUAUGAUGAUACCUAAAAAAAAUUAGAUUAUUAAUCUAAAUCAUAAACUAUUCACAAUAGAGAACAUAUGUUUGAUAAACAUUUUGCUUAAAUAUUUGGUGAAGAUAUUUCAAAUAAUGAAUAAUAACAUUUUCAUUAAACUACUUUAAUUGACUUAGUAAAACGAUAUUAAGUAAAUAUUAAUGCUGAAGUAAAAUAAGAAAUUGAUACAAAAAAAGUAGGUCCCAUUAUAAUUUAUUAAGAAAAUCCCUUUACUGAUGUACAUAAUGAUGAUUUAGAAAAAUUGGAGUCUUAAUUUUUUAGUAAAUAAAACUUAUAGCUAAAUAAAAUUUUAAAAUAUAGAAUAUAAUUAAAACAUCUUGCUAUUCAAAUAUCCUUGAUUGAUAAAUAAAUAAUAUUAAUUUAUCAUUAUAAUUAAAAAUUGUAAAGAUUACAAAUAACACCUAUUGAUGAAGAAGACAAUAUAUUAUCUAAUAUAAUUUAACUUAUUUAAAAUGGACCUACUUGUUGGAUUGUUUAAAUGCUUUAUAAGAAAAUAAGCCAAAGAGCUUUAAAAUAAUCUUUCAUUAGUUCAUAAUUAUCUGAUGGAUUUGAAUUAUUGAAAUAUAAAAAAUCAAAAAGUUAAUUAGCAGAAAUACCUUCUUAUAAUGUAUUACAUUAUUAUAUUUUAAAUAAUUAUAUGGUAUUAUUAAAAUAUUUUACUUUGAAAUAAUUUGUGAUAGUUUAGAAAAUUAAAAAUUAUGGAAAAUAUUAAAUAACAAUUAAAGUAUUCUUUAGAUGUUAAAAACCAGAUAUUCUAAAUGAGAAUGAUUAUUUUUUAAUGAGAAUAGAUUUUUAAAAUAUUAUGUUAAAAACUGGAAUGAUGAAAAUGAUCUUUAAUAAAUAUGAUAUUACAGAAAUGUUAAAAAUAGAUAUACCAUAAAAUAUGACUGAUGCAAAUAUUGUUUAAACUGCUAUGAAUAUAUUUUAAAAAUGUCAUUUAGGAACAUUUACAUUAAGUUAUGUUCCAUUUUUUGCUGUUAAUCAAGAUGAUCUAAAAUAAAAUGAAAGUUAAAUUACACAUAAUUCAUAUGAAGAUCAUUCUACUAAAAUUAAUGUUCAAUAAAUUAGAAGAAUAGGCAAUUUCCCUGAAAAUACAACAUUCAAAAAAUCUGAUCUUUGUAAAGGCUUCUUAGAACAUUAUAUAAAAAAUAGUAGAUUAAUUGUUACUCACAUCAAAAAGUCUUAUUUGAUACAUUCAAUAUCAACUGGAUAAUUGAUUAAAAUAUCAAAUAAUAAAAUUUCUUAAUUAUUAAAUGAUUAACAAUAAAUGAUAGAUUAUGUUAUAAUCUAAAUUUACAGACAUUUAUUAUUGGACAUUUGGAUUAUUAAAGUUUAUGUUCCAAAAACAACUAGAUAAAUGUUAGGUCUAUUGAAAUCAGAAGAUUUUAAAGAAAAUGACAGCAAAGAUUUAAUGGAUAGUAUCAUAAUAUAUAAGAAACAAACAAUUAUGAGUUUUAAAGAUUUAGAUUCAUUUACAGAUAUCACACCUAGAUAAAGUGUUAAUAUGUAAAAAUCAAAUCAUAGAUGGAGCUAAAAUAAAAUAUCAUAAUUUCAUUCACCAGCUGUCUCUAGUAUUUAUGCUUAAAAUCAAAUGGCCUAAUCUUCAGCUAUUCCUUACUAUUUAAAUGAUUUCUUUUAUCUUACUAAAUUAGUUACUGAUUUUACUGAAUAUCAUCUAGAUAAUGGAAAUAAGGAAUAAUAUAUUGUUAAAGAGAAAUUAAUUUGGGUCAAUAUUAUCAAUAAUAAUUUUUCAUUAGAAUAACAUCCUAAAUAAUAAAAUUGUUUUUUAUCACUUUUAUUUGAUUAAAAAGAAAUCAAUCUAUAAGAACUCCUAUUUUAACGUUAUAUUAGAAUUGAAAGAGUUGGUGAAUCACACAUUGAAUUUUAUAUGAAAUAUUCAUAAAAGACUGAUCAAUUAAAAGGUAUUGCUCUUCUUAAAGGGAAAAUAAAUUAAUUAAAUUUACAUAAUAAUAAAUUCCCUAGUAUAAUUAGUGAAGCUAAAUUAAAUGAGGAAUAGAUUAAAUAUUUAAAACGUACUUGUAUUUUCUUUCCUUUUGAUGCCAUCAAUUAUGCUAAUACAUCUAAUUUCAAUAUUGAAUUGAAGUAUUUCUCAUAUAAUAAAUUUACAGAAGUCAAAGAAUAAAUUAAUUUAAGAGAAUUACUUAAUUUAUAUAUAGCAGAUGGUUUUUACAAAUAUUAAACUAAUUAUAUGAAUUCUAAGCUUAAUCAUUCAGAUAUUAUUAGUAUAUGUUAUUAUAUGAUACAUAAAAUUAAGACUUAAAACUUCUUAAAUUUAAGUCAAUAUCAUACAAUUCCCAAUUUAAACUCAUUAAAAACAUAAAAAUUAUCUAAUAAAAUAUAAAAACCUAUUAGAUUAUAAAUAAAAACAUUUAAAAAACCAUAUAUUUUCAUAAUUUCUUUAUUAUACAAUGAAGUAUAAGUAAUUUGUAUAAAUUGGAAAACUUGUCAUUAAAUUAAUGAUGUAUUUUCUUUUAGUUACUUAAAUGAUCAUAUUAUGCAUUUCAAACUAUUAGUUGAAAACCAACCUAAAUAAGCAUUACAUAAGAUAGCAAAGAUAAUUGAUAAAUUAAUGAAUCUAAUAUUCAUAAAAUGA
Paramecium primaurelia is the source of this 5700-nucleotide messenger RNA. NCBI's taxonomy places the organism in Eukaryota, Ciliophora, Oligohymenophorea, Peniculida, Parameciidae. The record is from the annotation of a GenBank genome assembly.